AUGAGAUAUACCAUAUCUUAUCAGAGGCUCGAACAAAUUAAAGGAGUUCGGCUUAGCAGGGAGGAGACUGAAGCUGAGUAUGAAAUUGAUGAGAAUCGCAUUUUUUCAAUGAAGAAAUCGUUGAGAGUUCUGGCUUUGGGGAACAAAAUAAAUGUUUCACGAUCAGGCCAAAAAGCACCCAAUUUUAAAGAACUGAGAUUUCUCCGACUAGGUGGCGACAUCUCUGGUUUAUGGCCUGUGAAUUUAGAAUCUCUUGAAAGAUUGGCUGUGUUCCAUGGCCCUGUCUUCAAGGAUGGUGUGACUCUGUAUCGGUUACCGAAGAGGCUACGGGUGAUGAAUGCCACUGCACAGUCUCAGGAAUCUGCAAAUUUGCAGGAAUCCAUGCCUGCCAACAUCAUAAAAAAUUCUUCCUUGGAGGAAUUGGAUUUAGAAGAACUGAAAACUCUCCAGAGAUUGCCCGAACGGCUUGAUCACUUAACUGCUCUCAAGGUUAUGAUAUUAGAUGAAUGGGAUAAAAUGCAGGAGGUGCCUGAGCAGGUAUGUGAACUGCGUUCAUUAUGUAAAUUGAGCAUCUGUGGUGGCAUUUCUUUGAAGAAUCUGCCAAACUCGUUUGGCCAAUUAAGUUGUUUAGAAGAGUUGAUCUUAACAAGUCGCAAGCAACUGGAAGGAUUGCCCCCGACUUUUGGAGGCCUCAGUUCUCUGAAACAUUUGAAUCUAGCAGAGUGUGUUAACUUAAAAGAACUUCCAUCAAGCUUUGGGAAAUUAAGGUCUUUGCAGAUUUUAAAUUUGGAAAGCUGCUGGAAAUUGGAAGCCUUGCCUUCUAGCUUUGGGCAACUAUGUCAGUUAAAGAGGUUGAGCCUGCGGUCAGAAGAUCUUAAAGAAUUGCCUUCUAGCUUUGGGGAACUUAGCUCUUUAGCAGAGCUGAGGUGCAACUGUCUGGAACUGAAGGAAUUGCCUGUUAGCUUUGGGCAGCUUUCUUCUUUAACACACUUAGAUUUAAGUUGUUGCAUGAAAUUGAAAACCUUGCCUUCCAGCAUAGGAGAACUUAGGUCAUUAAAAGAUUCCAAUUUAUCGGCUUGCUUUAAGCUAGAAAAAUUGCCUUCCAACAUUGGGGAACUUCCAUGUUUAACGCAAUUAGAUCUAAGACAAUGUCACAGUUUGAGAAAAUGUCCGAUUUCUAUUCUGAGACAAAGAAAUCAGGGGUUAACCAUUUGGCUUCCGGACCACCUAAAGGAGAGGGAGUCCACGUCUUCUAAACAGAGGUGA
Molecule: messenger RNA, 1266 nt
Organism: Cryptomeria japonica (Japanese cedar)
Lineage: Eukaryota; Viridiplantae; Streptophyta; Pinopsida; Cupressales; Cupressaceae
Product: disease resistance protein RPV1-like
Exons: 2
Coding region: 1-1266 (421 amino acids)
Biological process (GO): defense response to fungus
Source: RefSeq, a predicted model, not a curated record